Molecule: messenger RNA, 882 nt
Organism: Moesziomyces antarcticus
Lineage: Eukaryota; Fungi; Basidiomycota; Ustilaginomycetes; Ustilaginales; Ustilaginaceae
Product: glycosyl transferase
Exons: 1
Coding region: 1-882 (293 amino acids)
Biological process (GO): dolichol-linked oligosaccharide biosynthetic process
Molecular function (GO): hexosyltransferase activity
Source: RefSeq, a predicted model, not a curated record
AUGACCGCGGCGGACGUCUCAGCGUCGGCGUCAUCCGCCAAGGAUGGCCAGCUCACCAUCUUUGUCACGGUCGGCACCACACGAUUCGACUCGUUGGUGCGCGCCGUCGUGUCGCAACGCUUCCUUCGCGCACUCGCACGGACCUUUCCACCAGCUCCAGGUCAGAACUCCAAGCACUGGAUCAAGCUCGUGGUCCAAUAUGGAACCUCUCCCAUCAGCGAUGUCCUGACUGCGAUGGACGCGGCUUCGGUGGAUGCAGGCAGCGAGAUCGUGCCCGAGCCCGGGCUUCGCAUCGUCAACGGCCGGCGGGUGUACCAGAGCGGCGCCAACAUCCCCGGUCUUGAUCCAGGCCGAACAGGAACGCUUCCGGGGAUGCGCAUUCGGACGGCCGCCAAUCCCAUGCGUCAAGACGACCCGCGUGGCACCGUCGAUCGAAUGUUCGACAGCAUCGUCCAAGAGGCCAAGGCUGUUGCCGGGACGAGUAGCGCGGCGACGACGGCAUCACAGCAGCAAAACAUCACAGUGGAAGCGGAGCUCGACUGUGGUGUGGAGCUGCAGCUGUUCGCCUUCUCUCCGGACCUCAAGUCGUACAUCGAGUCAGCGGAUGUGGUGAUCAGCCACGCAGGCUCGGGAACGAUCUUGGACACGCUGCGGGUGCGGCCGCACCCACCUGCGCUCGUCGUGGUGCCCAACACCUCGCUCAUGGACAAUCACCAGGUCGAGCUUGCCGAAGCGCUCGGAAACGACGGCUUCCUGACCGUCGGUUCGGAAGACUCGUUGGUCAAGGAUGUGGCACGAGCGCGCGAAGCUACGCAUGCGCCGUUUCCCGAUUUCGAUCCGGCCCGAUUCACCAGCCUCGUCGAUGAAGUCCUGCUGCUCUAA